GUCAAACUUCUGUUGCUUUUUCUCUCAUCCAAUACCCUCUGCACUUUUCUCUCUUCUUCUUCAUCUCAAUAAUCUCUUCAUCUGCUGUCUCUGCAGUUUCUUAGUCGUAAAACGAGACAUGGAUACUAUUUCACCUCUCAGAGCUGUGUGUGGAAAUGGUGCUCAAUAUUAUAAAAACGAUUAUGGGCUUUCUGGGUUUUGUUCAUUUUCUCAAGAAAACAAAUCAAAAUCGAAACUUUCCACUGUUAUGAGCCUAGAUUUGAAGGAACAUCCCAUGGCUUCAAACCAAACACUUACUGCCUUGUCUUCUUCUUCCUCUCUGGUUCCUGCAAAGACAUCAUCAAUUGGUAUGAAUAGAGGAAUGAGAUGGUGGGAAAAGUCAACGGAACACAACAUGUUAGAGAUUCAAUCUGCUGAUCAUCUUGUUGACUCUUUGCUUAAUGCUGGUGAUAGAUUAGUUGUUCUUGAUUUCUACUCACCUGGUUGUGGUGGAUGCAAAUCUCUCCACCCAAAGAUCUGUCAAUUAGCUGAAACAAACCCAAACGUGAUGUUUCUCAAAGUGAAUCAAGAAGAGCUUAGAACAAUGUGUCAUGGCCUUAACGUUCAUGUGCUUCCUUUCUUUAAGUUCUAUAGAGGAGCAGAGGGUAAACUAUGUAGUUUCAGCUGCACCAUCUCCACUAUCAAUAAGUUCAAGAAAGCGUUGGAUAAACACGGCAACGAAAGACGUAGCCUCGGGCCAGCAAAAGGUUUAGAUAGUAAGGAACUCAUGGCUUUAGCGUCAGUAGGGGAACUGAAAAUGAAUCAAUAUUUGUUGUCAACAUCAGAAGCUAGCAACUUCAGUUAUAAAACAUAGGAACUACAUGAAAAGAUGUUGGUAUAAAUAUAUGGUCUUUUCAUCAGGGUUCUUAUUGAUUUUUUUAGAUAUGAUUAUUGAUUAGUGUCAUUGUGAUUUGCUAAGCUUCUAGGGCUUCAUUAUUAUAAUUUCCCCAACUAGUCUUUUAGAUAUGAUUAUUGAUUAAUAUCAUUGUGAUUUGCUAAGCUUCUAGGGCUUCCUUAUUAUAAUUUCCCCAACUAGU
Eruca vesicaria subsp. sativa (arugula) is the source of this 1076-nucleotide messenger RNA. The record is from the annotation of a GenBank genome assembly. Lineage: Eukaryota; Viridiplantae; Streptophyta; Magnoliopsida; Brassicales; Brassicaceae.